Molecule: messenger RNA, 1332 nt
Organism: Anopheles coustani
Lineage: Eukaryota; Metazoa; Arthropoda; Insecta; Diptera; Culicidae
Gene: ReepB
Product: receptor expression-enhancing protein 5
Exons: 5
Coding region: 373-864 (163 amino acids)
Source: RefSeq, a predicted model, not a curated record
UUCAGUAGUCCAUCGGCAACCAUUCCAGCCUUCGUGUGGCUGUUUCGGAAGUACAACAGACGGUUUCGGUGCUCCUGGAAAGCUCCGCAGAUCGGUUUAGUCGCGAGUUUCGUGCCCUUUCCAAAAAAGCUGCCGCGAAGAGCCUCUCUCCAAGACCGAUCGCUGGGCUUGUGGGCAGGUGGUAGUGUUUGUUUGUGCGCUCUGCAACUCUGCAAACCGAGGAGUUGCGAAAACUGUGAUCAUUCCUUAGAACAUAAGACACAUCGUGUGCGAAAGUUGAAAGUUUGAACAGUGAGUUUUAAGUUGAAUAGACCCACGGGAGUGCAAACACGUUUUCUUACAAAAAGUUUUCUUAACGCCUAGAAAGUGAAAAUGCCAGCCAAGAAAGGAGGAAAAGCCGGCACCGAGGAUGCGGAGCAGAAAGAUAACUCGGGCUACUAUGCACUAGGUGGUGUAGCCGUCGUUAUUCUGUACCUGGCCUUCGGUUAUGGAGCGCAGAUCCUCUGCAACGUGAUCGGUGUCGCGUAUCCCGCCUACAUCUCGAUGAAAGCCAUCGAAACCCGCACGAAGGAGGACGACACCAAGUGGCUGACGUACUGGGUGACGUUCGGUGUGCUGUCGGUGUUUGAGCAUUUCUCCUUUUUCCUGGUUCAGAUCAUCCCGUUCUACUGGCUGCUGAAGUGCAUCUUCCACAUCUGGUGUAUGGUACCGAUCGAGAACAAUGGCUCCACGAUCAUGUACAACAAAGUUAUUCAGCCGUACUUCAAGAAAUACGAAAAUGUUGCCGACAACUUCAUCAGCGAGACCACGGACAAGCUGAAGCAGACGGCUGGCGAAAUGAUCUCGAAAGUGAAAUCCACCUAAGCAGGAUGGAAUUCCUUCCACACACGCUACACACAAUCACACAAACACACACUGAGCCACACAGCUAGAUUAAUAGGACCCUCUCGACCUCUGGCCCCGUCGCCGAAGGACGCUCGGCUUCUGCGAAUUUGGACGAUCUUCUAGUUAAUUUAAGGCCGGAUUAAAGGAAGAGUGAAACAUGGAAGUGCGAUAGACGCCAGCGUCACCAACCAUUAGCUUGUUCUUUGAUUUUUUAUUUCGUUCGACAUAUGAGAACCAUACAAAAAAGAGGGGAACGGUAAAUUAUGUAAACCAUCGCUUUUUGCCAUUUUCUUUAUGCGCAAUGGGAACAUUUACAGGCUUAUGUUAGUCAAUAGUUGAAAACGUGGCAAGGAUUCUAUGUUCCAAGAGUUGAAGUAAACCUUUUGUAACAAUUCUUGCUAGAUUUGAAGCCAUCUUCAUUAAUAUAUGUAUUCUCUAAACCGAUUA